This is a messenger RNA of Telopea speciosissima, 1664 nucleotides long. Its product is annotated as glyceraldehyde-3-phosphate dehydrogenase GAPCP1, chloroplastic-like. NCBI's taxonomy places the organism in Eukaryota, Viridiplantae, Streptophyta, Magnoliopsida, Proteales, Proteaceae. The record is from RefSeq and is a predicted model, not a curated record. Gene Ontology annotation, biological process: glucose metabolic process. Gene Ontology annotation, molecular function: oxidoreductase activity, acting on the aldehyde or oxo group of donors, NAD or NADP as acceptor; NAD binding; NADP binding. The coding region runs from base 80 to 1378 and encodes 432 amino acids. The transcript is spliced from 14 exons.
ACCUUUCUCGGUUGCUCCGCUACUAGCCUACUAGGGUUUUUGGUGUUCAUUCUUUCGUUGGAGAAACUCGUACUCGGCCAUGGCGUUCUCGACUCUUAUCAGAUCUGCAGCUCCUUUGAUCGAAGGAUCUCGCUGUGAGCUCUCUCCCUUUGAUUCUGGAGUUCGUGGUCCUGAAUUCUGCAAGGUAUCUCGUGUUAGCGUUAAUCGAAGUCUGGAUUCGGUUAGGCUUGACACUAGCAUUUUCGGUACCAGUGUUUCUUGUAAAUCAUCUUCCAUACAGAAAUGCAGCGCCAGGAGUAUUCAGCCUAUCAGAGCCACAGCUACAGAGGUGCCCUCGACAGUUCAGAAAUCACGGAGCAGUAGCAAAACAAAGAUUGGAAUCAAUGGUUUUGGUCGCAUUGGGAGGUUGGUCUUGCGUAUUGCGACAGCUAGGGAUGACAUUGAGGUUGUAGCUGUCAAUGAUCCCUUUAUUGAUGCGAAGUACAUGGCUUACAUGUUCAAGUUUGAUUCAACACAUGGUGGAUUCAAGGGAACCAUCAAUGUUGUUGAUGAAUCUACUUUGCAAAUUAAUGGGAAGCAGAUUAAAGUUACCAGCAGAAGGGAUCCAUCAGAAAUCCCAUGGGGUGAUUAUGGGGUUGGCUAUGUUGUUGAGUCAUCAGGUGUUUUUACAACUUUGGAAAAAGCAUCAUUUCACUUGAAGGGUGGAGCAAAGAAAGUGGUUAUAUCAGCUCCAUCAGCUGAUGCGCCUAUGUUCGUUGUGGGAGUAAACGAGAAGACAUACAAUCCUAGCAUGAACAUUGUUUCUAAUGCAAGCUGUACCACCAACUGUCUUGCUCCUCUUGCGAAGGUUGUCCAUGAGGAGUUUGGUGUCGUUGAAGCUCUCAUGACAACUGUGCAUGCAACUACAGCAACACAGAAGACUGUAGAUGGGCCCUCGAUGAAGGACUGGCGAGGUGGCCGUGGUGCUGCGCAGAAUAUCAUCCCUAGUUCCACUGGGGCAGCAAAGGCUGUUGGAAAAGUUCUUCCAGAACUCAAUGGCAAGCUCACUGGGAUGGCCUUCCGUGUCCCAACAGCAAAUGUUUCAGUUGUGGACUUAACUUGCCGACUUGAGAAAAGUGCUUCAUAUGAGGAUGUGAAAGCUGCAAUAAAGCGGGCAUCAUCAGGACCUUUGAAAGGCAUUCUUGGAUACACAGAUGAAGAUGUCGUUUCUACCGAUUUUGUUGGCGACUCCAGGUCAAGUAUAUUUGAUGCGAAGGCUGGAAUUGGACUGAGUGCCUCCUUCAUGAAGCUUGUUUCAUGGUAUGACAAUGAGUGGGGUUACAGUAACCGAGUGUUGGACCUGAUCGAGCACAUGGCAUUGGUGGCUUCUCAGAACUGAAUGAGUCGCUCUGGCCACAUUUUUUAGGUUCAGGACCAGUUUUGGUUACUGCUGCUGAGCUUUUAGUGAGGCUUAUCUAUUGUUGAAGAGAUUGGUUAAUUAUAGAUUUUAAUAGAGGACAGUUUUGGAGGGUUGAAUUGAAUAGCUGUUUGUUACCUAAAGAGUUUGGGGGAGUAACUAUGGCUGAUGAGCCAAUCAGAAAUAUAGCCAGAUGAGACAUCAAAAAGGUUGUCUCAAAUUCAUAGCUUAAAUAAUGCAUUUUCUUCAAUGUAAGAGUCCAAUGCAA